AUGAGAUUAUCAACAUCAACUCUCGCGAGACUUGAACGAUCUCUACACAUCUGCGGCUGCGCAAUAUCAUUCGAAAACUUGCACGGUGAGGGACGCCGUGGAGGAGAAAGACAACGCAGCGAGCUAAACACAAUGGCGACGACAGCGACAACGGCGGGCGGAGCGGGCUCUGGCGGACCAGCCACCGGCCAAGCCGGCGUUAGUACCGCAGUAGGACGAAAGAAAGACGGGGGACCUUCUACGAAAUUUUGGGAAAGCUCAGACACGAUAUCCCAACUGGAGACAGUGCGACUGUGGAUUGGGAAGCACUACAAGAAGUACGUCCAGAAUGACUCCCCCUCCAGUAAGUCUCUGGGAGGCCUGGUGGUCCAGUUGCUGCAGUUCCAGGAGGAUGCAUUUGGACGGAGGGUCAACAAUCCUGCUCUUACCAAGCUGCCCGCAAAAUGCUUCCUGGAUUUUAAGGCUGGAGGAGCUCUGUGUCACAUCUUGGGCUCUGUGUACAAGUUUAAAAGCGAGCAGGGGUGGCGAAGGUUCGACCUACAGAAUCCUUCCCGGAUGGACAGGAACGUGGAAAUGUUCUUAAAUGUGGAGAAGAACCUGGUUCAGAAUAACUGUCUGACUCGACCGAUCGUCUUUCUGUCGUCGGACAUUGAGCAGAAACAGGCCAGUAAGCUCAAAGACAUCGUCAAAAGGCACCAGGGCUCCAUCACCGAGGAUAAAUCAAAGGCCACCCACCAUAUUUAUCCCUCUCUGUCCCAGCAAGAUGAAGAGGAGUGGCUGCGUCCCGUCAUGAGGAAAGACAAGCAGGUGCUGGUUCACUGGGGCCUCCAUCCUGACAGCUACGACACCUGGGUAUCGAUCAGUGAGGUGGAUGGCGAUGUGGAGGACCCUCCCAGCACUGACAGACCCUGGAAGGUUCAUGCCAAGUGGGUCUUAGACACAGAUGCCUUCAAUGAGUGGAUGAAUGAGGAGGACUAUGAGGUGGACGAGAGCAAGAAGCCAUUCAGCUUCCGACAGAGGAUCUUCCCCAAGGAGGAAGAGUCUUCCCGUACACCCGAUCGCAAGGAGCGCAAGGCCAACUCCGCCGGCAAGAAGAGGAGACGCUCCCCCUCGCCCCCCAGCACGCCUGCCGAGUCCCGCAAGAAGGGAGGAAAGAAAGGGAACCCGGGCAUUCACUGGAAGAGACGGAGCCACAGGGGAGAAGAGGAGGACACGGAGGAGGACAUGACCAAGGACCUGGAUGACUCUUCAGCCGGUGCCAGCAUGGAGGAGGGCAGCAUGUCUAAGAAUGCAAAUUCAAAGAAAGACAGUGAGAAUACUCCGAUCAAAGGAGGGAAUGUGGCAGACCUGGAUGACAUGGAGGAUGAUUCUGUCAUGUCGGGUGGAAAGGACGACGAGGACCAAAGCAAAGGAGAAAUCAACCGGCUGAUGGACGCCAGCGAGGACAAUGUGACCGAGCAGACGCACCACAUCAUCAUCCCCAGCUAUGCGGCGUGGUUUGACUACAACUGCAUUCAUGAAAUUGAGAGAAGAGCCCUCCCUGAGUUCUUCAAUGGAAAGAACAAGUCCAAAACUCCAGAAAUAUACCUGGCCUACCGAAACUUCAUGAUCGACACGUAUCGGCUAAACCCUCAGGAGUACCUCACCUCCACCUCCUGCCGCAGGAACCUGACGGGGGACGUCUGCGCCAUCAUGAGGGUCCACGCGUUCCUGGAGCAGUGGGGCUUGGUGAACUACCAGGUGGAUGCCGACAGCCGCCCAUUGCCCAUGGGCCCUCCACCCACCCCCCACUUCACUGUGCUGGCUGACACGCCCUCCGGCCUCAUGCCCCUCAACCACAGACCACCACCGAUCCCACCUCCACAGCAGAUGGCCAACUUUGCAGACAAAGGCAAAGACAAACCCAUCGACCUGCAGAAUUUCGGCCUCCGCCCCGACCUCUACAAGAAAAAUGCCAAGCAGGGUAAAGUUGUCCCCACCACCAGGGACUGGACCGAGCAGGAGACCCUCCUGCUGCUGGAGGCCCUGGAGAUGUACAAAGAUGACUGGAACAAAGUGUCGGAGCACGUUGGUUCGCGCACUCAGGACGAGUGUAUCCUGCACUUCCUGCGGCUGCCCAUUGAGGAUCCUUACCUGGAGAGCUCCGAGGCUUCCCUGGGUCCUUUGGCCUACCAGCCCAUACCCUUCAGCCAGUCUGGGAACCCCGUCAUGAGCACAGUAGCCUUCCUGGCCUCUGUAGUGGACCCCAGAGUGGCGUCCGCCGCCGCCAAGGCAGCCUUAGAGGAGUUCUCCCGUGUGCGCGAGGAGGUGCCGGCUGAGUUGGUCGAGGCCCACGUGAAGAAGGUGCAGGAGGCGGCCAGGAGCACAGGCAAAGUGGACCCCACCUUCGGCCUGGAGAGCAGCGGCAUCGCCGGAACAGCCCCAGAGGAGCCAGAAAAGACCGAAACCACAGAGCCAGAAAAGAUGGACACGGACACAGACUCCCAGCAGGCUGAUAAGGCCGAGCUGAAGGACGAGGCCGAGAAACCCAGCGAGUCUGCAGAGAAGAGCGACAAGACGGAAGCGACAGAAAAGGUGAAGAAAGAGGGAACGGAGGCGUCGGAGCGGGAAGAGGAGAAUGAGGACGCAGGCGAGGCAAAGGCCUCUCCAGCAGACAAAGAGAAGGAGGAUGCUAUGGAGACGUCAUCAGAGCAGGAGAAAGACAAAGAAGAGAAAGCAGCUACAGAAGAAGGAGAGGAAAAGAGGAAGAAGCUGGAACAUGACAUCGGAGAGGGGAACAUCGCUACGGCGGCUGCUGCUGCUCUGGCGUCUGCUGCCACCAAGGCCAAACACUUGGCAGCAGUUGAGGAGAGGAAGAUCAAGUCUCUGGUCGCUCUGCUGGUGGAGACCCAGAUGAAGAAGCUGGAGAUCAAGCUGAGGCACUUCGAGGAGCUCGAGACCAUCAUGGACCGGGAGAAGGAAGCGGUAAGUCGCAGAGAGGCA
Molecule: messenger RNA, 2982 nt
Organism: Menidia menidia (Atlantic silverside)
Lineage: Eukaryota; Metazoa; Chordata; Actinopteri; Atheriniformes; Atherinopsidae
Source: the annotation of a GenBank genome assembly